AUGCUCUCGAAAAGGAAGAACUCGCAGAAGCCGAAUCAUGAUUUCAUUGAUCGCUUUCAAAACCUAUUCCCGGGAAUCGUUUCUCAGAGCGUGAACGAGAAGCCGCUCCGUGCGGAAGAGCAGGGUCUGGCUCCGGCGAGCAGCCAGGGUGAGAUAACAAACCGCCGUGCCACCUCUCCCAGUGAUGCUACCAACCAGGGCGCUCUUCCUGAUGGAAAUGACCUUAAUCUCACGUCUCCGUCCGAGGGGCUUGGCUCUUUCCCCCCGUUUUCUCAUGGCUUCCAGUUUCCUGGUUUAUACACCCCCAAAUUAGAUGGGAUGGGUAUAAUCUCUCAUAAUCGGGCUGGCGACCUGCAUACCCCAACAGGGAUGUAUAUGAAAAGGCCCUUUUCUCCUUCGAUCAGCAUGCAAACGCCUUCGCAAUACUUGCACCCCAUGGGAUUCGAGUCAUUUAACCCCCAAGUUUUCGGCAAUUACCUGGGCGCGAACAGUCUGGACAGACAACCCAUCGCGUGUGACCCGAGCCUAUUGAUGCACCGUGACAUGGCUCAUGAUGCCAUGGAAGUCCCUGCCAGUGGCUUGUCGUUUGAUGGAAGCAAGUUCGGAACAUCGUCUGGCACAACCCCAUCCAUGGACCCUUUGGCCUCACUCGGAGACCACGCUCCAUGUGUCUCGGGUGAAAGGCCCCGCUUCCAUACAUCACUAGACGCCCCGACGGCGAUGGUGAACACCCCCGAUGAAAUCCCAGUCACCUAUCUCAAUAAGGGUCAACCAUACAAGAUUUCAGUGACAGACUUGAACCCGCCUAUGAGCACCAGCGAACCCAUUCGGUAUAGAACAGUCAUCCGUGUUUCGUUCGAUGAAGAACAGCAAAGACUGGACCCCCCGGCGUCUUGGGGGAUCUGGAAAGAGGUGCGAGGAGUGAAUGAAGCCCCAAAGCGCGACGGAAAGCUGUUGGCCGUCGAAUUCGUGAAUCCCGAACAUGGCGCUGAGGCUCAUAUCCAUCGCCGUGUCCACCUCGAGAGCAAUUCCGUCGAUGCUUUCUGCGUCACUUGGGGGGCAAAGGACUCACCCAGCUGCGACAUGUUCCUGCGGUUCAAUUUUCUUUCAACCGACUUCAGCCAUUCCAAGGGUGUCAAGGGUGCUGCUGUUAGAAUAUGCGCGAAAACAGAGAUCCAAUCCCCGGCCGCUGAAUCAGGUCCACGUAGUAUAGAGUUUGCCUAUUGCAAGGCAAAGCUCUUCCGGGACCAUGGCGCUGAGCGAAAGCAUUCCCACGAUAUCACACAUGCCAACAAGACCAUUCGCAAGCUCAAGGACCAGAUUGCGGAGGCAGAGGUCAGCGGAGGCUUUGUCAAGCGCAGACGGCACAACGAAUCUGCUACUACCGCUGGGGAUUUUGAUCAGAACCAUAGUCAAAAGAAGAUUCCUUUGGUGGCCGAUCUUCGAUCAAAAUUAGCUCUUGCGCAAGGCGCGUUUUCAUCUACUCGCCCAGUGAGCGUCUUUGAUCUGCGCGGCGAUGAACUCGAUGAUCCUGAUUCGCACCCGAUCUGGAUAUCAAGUUCCGGCGAAUUCCUCGACUCCACGACGACAAAUCAUCCAAAUGCCUGUGAUUCACAGGCCGCGGCGUAUAUGGUUCCCACUCCGCCUAGCAGUCGCACUCCUUCGACACCGCAAACCCUACGCAACCUUGAGGCGACAACGAGCCCUACCGCCAACCUGAAUCAAGCGCCUAGCGUCCAAAUGGCAGGUGGUCCACUCCCAGUCGUGGGCAUUGACCCUACUUAUGUCCCCCCGUCCGAGAGUCCCUCUAAACCGAUCGCCUGUUUCUAUAUGCGGCUUGGUGGAGCUGGGCAACAAACACAAGAUUAUUACCGUGCACUUUAUUUGUCGGAGCGCACGACUUGUGCUCUGGCAGACCGCAUCGCGGAGAAAUACAAUGUCGACCGUACGCGUAUCGAUCACAUCAUUUACAUCAACGAAAAAGGCAUCCGCAUCAAAAUCGAUGAUGAUGUGGUCCGCCAAAUUCCAGAGGGUCAGGAUAUAGUUAUGGAAAUCAACCAAAUCCCAGGCUCCGGUGGCAGGCAAGGCGACGCGUUUGGGUCGGCCUUGGAGAUACAACUGACCUUUUAG
Molecule: messenger RNA, 2130 nt
Organism: Penicillium olsonii
Lineage: Eukaryota; Fungi; Ascomycota; Eurotiomycetes; Eurotiales; Aspergillaceae
Source: the annotation of a GenBank genome assembly